Molecule: messenger RNA, 690 nt
Organism: Halichondria panicea
Lineage: Eukaryota; Metazoa; Porifera; Demospongiae; Suberitida; Halichondriidae
Product: IQ domain-containing protein K-like
Exons: 6
Coding region: 43-648 (201 amino acids)
Molecular function (GO): protein binding
Source: RefSeq, a predicted model, not a curated record
CUUCUCAGCAUCCUCUUAGCAACCAACAAAAAACAGUCAAAAAUGGACCUCAGUGUUGGAGUAGAGAGUCCUGCCAGUUUUCUGGAGAAGGAGCUAUUUGAGAUCCUGUUACCUGGUCUCGAGGAAACACUGAAAGUUGCAAAGAGCACAGAGAGGAGGAAGCGAUUCAAUGCAUUGGAUUACCUAGUUGAGUAUCUAUACAGGCACAAUCCUAAUCACCAUGAUCGAGAAAGUUUGAGCCUUAAAGACAUUCCAUUUGUUAAAGAAGAAUGGGAAGUAAAUCCCCGCCCCCCUCUCCCACUGUCAGCCACCCUCACAGAGGAACAGGCAGCAGUCAUCAUACAGGCACACUACAGAGGGCACUUGGCUAGGAAACAAGGAAAUGCUAAACUGUUCAGGUCAUGGAAAAAAGAAGUAGAAAAGGAGAAAUCAGCUAUAAAAAGGAUACAAAAGAAAUGGAGAAAGAUAUCAGCUACCAAGAGCUUUAUAUCUCGAACUAGAAAGCAACCAACACUGUCACCAAUUCCACCGUCUCCAAUUAAUGAAGAUGAACGACCAUGGAGCAUAGCGCACGACAGCCAAACACACUCUACUGUAGAUAGUAAUUUAUUGCAAGCAAACUCAGUUAUGAAUGUUGACAAUAAGUGAAAUACACUGUGUGCAUAAAAAUGAGAUUAUUUGAACUCAAAA